Zerene cesonia (dogface butterfly) is the source of this 3627-nucleotide messenger RNA. RefSeq lists its product as uncharacterized. The coding region runs from base 16 to 2997 and encodes 993 amino acids. Gene Ontology annotation, cellular component: nucleus; cytoplasm; transcription regulator complex. Lineage: Eukaryota; Metazoa; Arthropoda; Insecta; Lepidoptera; Pieridae. Gene Ontology annotation, molecular function: protein dimerization activity; RNA polymerase II transcription regulatory region sequence-specific DNA binding; DNA-binding transcription factor activity, RNA polymerase II-specific. Gene Ontology annotation, biological process: cellular response to hypoxia; regulation of transcription by RNA polymerase II. The transcript is spliced from 12 exons. The record is from RefSeq and is a predicted model, not a curated record.
GAGGCCUUCACCAAAAUGUUUGUGAAUGGUGAACCUCUGCUCCAGUGUCCUGUUGUCGGUCCGUUUGAGGAAAUAGGAUGGCAAACGCAAUGCCCCGUUUCCAGUCAAUGGCCGAAGCAACCAGUGAAAAGCAUGUGCGGUUACAAUGUUGGCAAUGCUAACAUUAACAGUGGUUUUUCAACUCAGUGCUAUGAUAAUAAUUUAUUAGUUUGUGACAACCCUGGAUUCCAACAGUUCUAUUCAGAACACCCUGUAUCCAAUGGGCAACAUUAUUACGUUAGGGCUGCCCCGCAUCCACAACUCAUGCAGACAAAUUUGCCAUGUCAACAAAGGCAAGAAUGGGAUUAUAAUAGCAUGUGCUAUAAUGUAAACGGUCAACCCUGUCAGUUUACAGAUGUCGUAGAUUUGGAAGAUUUUAUGAAUAAUGAAAAGAGGAAGGAGAAAUCUCGCGUGGCGGCUCGAUGUCGACGCACCAAGGAGAUGCAGAUCUUCGCCGAGCUGACGACCGCCCUACCGGCGAAGAAGGAGGAGGUGGAACAGCUCGACAAGGCGUCAGUGAUGCGCCUGGCGAUCUCCUACCUUCGCGUUCGUGAUGUUGUGUCGAUGCUGCCAGCUGAUACCGAACCGCCUAAGCUGCAAAGCCCCAAAGGUCUGGAGGAGGUGCAAUCUGAGCUGUCCUACAUGAAGGCGCUGGAUGGUUUCGUGUUCGUGCUGUCCCAGCAGGGGGACAUCGUGUACUGUAGUGAAAAUAUUGCUGAGCAUCUUGGUGUGUCGCAGAUGGAAAUAAUGGGGCAGAGUGUCUUCGAAUUCAGCCACCCCUGCGACCACGAUGAGAUCCGGGAGGCGCUGCGCUCCAGUCAUGUUGGCAGGCGUGAUCUCCUCUUGCGUCUCAAAUGUACCCUCACGAGUAAGGGGCGCAACGUGCAUCUAAAGUCCGCUUCUUAUAAGGUGAUACACGUCACUGGUCACAUGCUAACCGAUGAAAAAGCCAAGAUAACCGAAAACAAUAACACUGAAGACGAAGAGAGUAAGGAAGGCGCGAAGAAAUUCAACAAGAACGGUGCUCUGGUGGCUGUCGCUCGUCCCAUACCUCACCCCUCGAACAUCGAAAUACCCCUGGACAGCAAGACGUUCCUUUCGAAGCAUAGUUUGGAUAUGAAGUUUACCUAUACUGAUGAUGGUUUAAUGAAUACCCUUGGAUUCGACUCCAGCGAGUUAAUCGGUCGUUCCGUAUACGACUACCAUCACGCCGCCGACAGCGCCUCUUUGGUACACCAAUUCAAGUCGCUGUUCUCGAAGGGACAAUGCGAAACCCGGCAGUACCGCUUCCUGGCCAAAACUGGCGGCUACGCUUGGGUUCAAACCCAAGCAACAGUCAUCACCGACAAACAACAGAAGCCCGUCAGCGUGGUCUGCGUCAACUACGUCAUAAGCGGUAUCGAGUGCAAAGAUGAGGUAUUUGCUGCACACCAAGUGCAGCAUGCGGACCUGAAACCAGUUGUGAGCUCGAUAGCUUCAGCGCCGCUCGCUCCCGCAACGGCUGCCCCGGAACCGGCUAACGGCGCUAUUGUGGCUACUAUCCUGCCGGAGGAAGAGCGCCCCAUACCAGUCACUGAACUUAUAUUUGCACCGAGAAAGAAGGAAAUGAACAAAGGCUUUCUCAUGUUCUCUCAAGAAGAGGGACUUACAAGUGAGUGGACCUUGAACCGCAACAGCUUAGUGCUUAAGGACGAGCCUGAGGAUCUCACACAUUUGGCCCCGACGGCUGGAGACGCCUGCAUACCUUUGGAAAAUAGUCCCUUUGACAUGUUUGAUGAAUUUAUCUUGGACGACAAUUAUUGUAGUCUACUCGGUGACGAUCUGGCCAAUGGAUCACCCGUAGAUUCUUUGAUUGCAGAUUCACUGCUUUCUUCUCCUGAGCCACAGGAGAACGAAUCAUCAGGCGAGCAAUCGUCGUUGUUAACAGAGUUGUCAUUAGAUGCGUUUGAAAGCGCAAGGUCCGAUAAUGAUAUCGAUGACGGAAACUCCCCUUUUAUUCCCACCACUGACGAGUUGCCUGUUCUGGAGCCAGCCGUCAUGUGGGGAGCGUUACCGGAAAAUGUUAGCCAGGCCAGGCCCCAACCAUCUGAAGCGCAAACGACGGCGCCGGCGUUACAACGCCUAUUAGCCGCGCCGCCUACAGGGCCUCCACCGCAGGAUCUCAUUACAAAUAUUUAUUCAGAUCAAGGACUCAUUCCCAGUAGGGGUAUAUCUUCAUGGGAUACGGGGGUAAAGAGGGUGCUGAAGCAAGACGAGGAGCCUUGCGCAAAGCGUGCGAAGCGCAGUCCGUCACCGGCGCCGACUGUACCCAGCACUCCAUCGUCGAGCGUCCUCAUGAACCUCUUGGAUAUGCAGCAACUGCCAACGCAACAAGUCACGGGAAAGAUGCCGCCAAACUAUCAACUCUUGCUGAAUUCGCAAAGACUAGUACCGCAGAGUACACUGGACAGAAAUAUCCCUAUACCUGUCAUAAACAUAAUACAAGCCGUUCCAAAUAAACAAAUGAUGCGUGCCAAUACACCGCUAGCCAAUGUUCCAAUUAUACGCUCGAAUCCACCAAGCAAUCCUAUGUCGCCGUUGAGCUUAAACAUAAGUAGCCCGAUGUAUUCCCUACCGUCCAGCCCGAAUACACCGAACUACAGUCCUGCAAUAAGUCCAGUUCAAAAAGAUCGCGUGCUCAGCCCAUAUUCGACCCCUCAGUCUUUAUCACCCGCCAGCAAUUACAGCCAAAUGUACAGCCCUGGCAGUAGGCUCAUAUCACCGACUGGUGUUAUGCAGGGUUAUGACCCCUACCUGACCAACAAAAUGCAAACUAGCCCAGGGUUCCCACUCCAAAGCAACGAAAUGUUGUUGGAUUCUAACAUGCCGCUGACUUCUACUGAUUUCUGGACAGAGUCGGACGUCCUCCAGGGCACGAACGAGUUGUUGACCGCUUUUGAUGAUGUCAAACUAGGCUAGGCGUUGAUUUUGAAUGAUGAGUGAUUUCUUAUUCUGAUGGAAGUAUUGUGCGAGUGCUGAAUACAUACAGAGUCGGAUAUGACUAGUGCAAGCAUUUGUUUCUAUUCACAACUUCACACAUACAUUCCGAAAGAUAUGGUGCUAGGGAUAGGUCAUACAUAGGUGACAGUAAAUUGUUUAUUUGCAAGAGAAAUCACUCGAAUGAAUGCAGGGUCUUAUGUAUAUUAUAAAUUAUGCUUCCAUUGUAAUCCUACUUUUGGAUUUCCCCCUAACUAUCUUGUAGUAACCGGAUGUUUUAUAAAUAUAUAUUGCACAAUAAAGCCUAAAUUAUAUAUCAUAGAAUUGUAUACGCAACACUGUUUUUAUACUUUUAAAAACUCAUGAUUUUAACUACUUGAGUUACCUCAAUUUUGGUGUUACAACCGUGGAGUUAAGUAUCUAAGUAUUAACCAAUUGUAGUCCAAUUGUUCAAUAAGAUUGUUAUUUUUUUGGAAGCAUUUUGAUAAUCAAAUGUGACUUGGCGCGAGAAUGCUGUAGGGCAUAUAAUAUUUUAUUGUAAGAUUUUAGUUUAAUUUUAAGAGUGGAUGGAAGUAAGUGUAAGUGGUUAUUAUUACUGAUCAUAUUUUUUUU